This is a messenger RNA of Bacidia gigantensis, 2907 nucleotides long. RefSeq lists its product as uncharacterized. The record is from RefSeq and is a predicted model, not a curated record. Bases 1 to 2907 code for a protein of 968 amino acids. The transcript has a single exon. Gene Ontology annotation, molecular function: protein binding. Lineage: Eukaryota; Fungi; Ascomycota; Lecanoromycetes; Lecanorales; Ramalinaceae.
AUGACGGUAAUCCAAGCUGAAUCUUUGAACAAGCAAAAGCUUUCUGACGCCCUCAACGAGAUUCCAGCCGUGCUUGAUGAACAUACCGAGUCAUCAAUUGGUCGUGAUGAUACCGUCAAAAGCAACAGUGUCACGCCUUUCUUUCGAAUACAGCGAGCAAAACUUUUGCACGUUUUGAAGGGCGUAGUCGUGGCCACGAAGACAUCUGAAGAUAACGUGCGGCCCGUUGAACUUUGGAUCUCUUCUUAUGGCAUUCCUGGUCUGGAAACACUUUCUGAAGGCGUCAGACCCGGUGCCCUAUCAUUUCACGGGUGGCUAGAUGGAAUGAAAACCGCAAUAAUCGACAGUGAAGAUCAACGUCAGCUGAUGUUGCUGACUCUCGGUGUCACAUUCUUGCGAGAGAAGAGCCGGAAUACUCUCAGCCCCCCAAUGACUUCUUCGGAUCUCGCAAUCGUCUGGCGCCUGAUUCAUGCCUCGCUCACUUCUUUGCUGGUAAGGCAACCUUUCAGCAACGCCUAUCGUAGUGCACAGGGACUACUGGCCGUGCCACUCUGUAGCUUAAUGAAUGAUGGGAAUAUUGAAGAGCUCUUUCGACUGCACGUAUGGUUACCCGAUGGGCAACGCGGAAAUCCUGAUCUCGCAAUCCACUCCCAUCAGCCUUCUGCUCAAAGCUGGGUCUUGGCCGGACAAGCAACCGAUGUUUCUUAUCACGUUGAGUCCACUCAAGAUUCUGAGAGUGCUACUCAUGCGGAGUAUACGCUCGCUUGGAGCGACGGCAAGAACCCUGAAAAAAUCUACCGUACCACUCAAACCUACUCUGUCGCGAAAGAGACCUCGCGAUUGAUGAUUGCCAAGCCAUCAAAUACUGUAAUACACGCCCGGGAUGUGACCUAUAGUAUUCCUGCAGCGGCGUACCACGUAAGCGAAGUUGAACCUGAUGCUCUACAUGCCACGCUCUUUUAUUUCGAUUCUAGUCGCGGUUUCAAAAAAGAUGCUGGCGUCUUGGGGCCAAUCGGCGCCGAAAGCUUCACUCAGCUUCGAGAUCCUGGAGGUUCAACGCCAGGGCUACUGGCAAAUAAGGUUGAUAUAUUACGGUCGUGGGAGGAUCACAUGAGCGAAGGGCAUAGACAUGCUCGACGUGCCGAGCUAGAGCAGGCUUUGCGAUCUCUAAACAGCGCUCUCAACUUGAUAGAUAUCACUCCGGGAUUUCCGAACGCUACUCGGUACAGGCACCUUGUCUACGGAGAGCUUGCACAUAUCAACAGAGGUUUUGGCAGGUACGAGCAAGCCAAGGAUAUCCUAGAGAGGGCACUCUCUGAAAUGGGACCGAGUGUACAGCGUGUCGAAUUCAGUGGCGAGCUAGGUGUCGUGUAUCGGCACAUGGACCGCUUGGCAGACGCAAAGCGUGCAUUUCAGACACAGUACAAUGUUGCGAAGCAGCUCCACCACGAACAAGCAAUGUGCCGGGCGAUCGGCAAUCUGGGUAUGGUCAAUUAUCAGCUUUCCCAACAAACCCACGAUGCCAUGGUGCUUCAAUUGGCCACAGAUCAAUUAAAUGAGCGUGUUCGCAUUGCACGCCAAAUAAAAGACAAGCUCGCACUAGCAGCAAUGGACCCGACUACGUUGGCCCAACAAAGAACAUAUGCCAGGACUCGGGAGGUCAUAGGGCUUUCACGCUUAUCACUGUGCUAUGCUGCUCAAGGCAACAGGCACGACGCAAUCAAUGCAGCCCGUGACUCUCUCAAUGUAGCUCAAAGGUUGGACGAUUCGACAGUGAUAGCUAUGUCACGCUUCUUCUUCGGGCGAGCUUUAUUGCAAGACGGACGUGAGACAGAGGCCAUAGAACAAUUCAAUUUCCCUGGAGGCUGCACACCAGCUGUAGCGUUAUGUAGAGAGCCAUCGGAGGAGCAUCGCCAGUAUCUAUUGGAACUAGUCAGAGCUGGUGUAGACUUGGAGGUCGCUGAUGCUACGGGCAAUACCUGUUUAGACUACGCCGUGUUCAACAACGAUGCAGCGACUGUACAGAUCGUCAUUGAUAAUCUUCGCCGAACUCUUGGCAGGGCCAAAGAAGAUCAGAUCGCACAGCGAAUGAUGAAUUCAAGGCUCCGCAAAGGCUAUCGAGAGCUUUUCCAGGAAAAACUUCGUCCCACCCUCCUCAGCAAUGCCAAGGCAACUGAUACCUUAGCAAAACUGAGACGUGUAUAUGCCGACGCCCUGAGUGCAAGUGGUUAUCAGGAAGACUUAUUCGACACACUUCGAGUCUUAUCCUACUCAGCUCUCUGCGCUUUUGGCAGACUGCCCAGGUCAAGCGACGCUUUAGCUCACCCGAUUCGGCCCAGACUGAGCGACGCCUCCACGGGGUCUGACUUCGUGAUCUUUUUAUCAUACACAAGAAUAAAUCCUGGGCCUUUGACACCAGAUGAUGAAAACAACACACUGUAUCACCGAAUGCUCAAUGCAAUAGAGCAGUUUCUAGAUACGCAUCCCAAUGUUGACAAGAGAAGUUUGAGCAUCUGGAUUGUAUGUCUUCUCAACAUAUGUUGGUUGUAUAUCACUGACUUUUUCGUGAAGGAUCACGCUUGUGUCGACCAAGACGAUCCCAUGCGCGGCGUAUCAGCCUUGCCCAUGAUCAUCGCACAAUGCGAUGCCGUCAUCAGCUUAACAAAUGAUCGAUACUACACUCGCGCAUGGUGCUGUCUCGAAGCUAUGAUGGUACAAAAUUUGAGGAAAUCCUACGGACUGCAUCUUUGGUAUGAACAUACGCAAGAGAAAGACGGUGAGCUUUCAAGCUUGCGAGAAGGUCCACUAGAUCUACAGCUCUCUUCUAUUAACGCGAAAGAUUUGAGCUUUGAGUCAGACCGACCGAAGCUUUUGUUUCUGGAGAGGCAGAUGGGACUGUUAUGUUAA